GUUCUCCUGUUGACCAUCACCACCUCCCUCAUCCACAUCCUCAAUGAUGGCCAGCUUCAUCAAACCCAGAACGGCGGAGACUGGCAAUAGAACACUCGAAUCACUCCCAGAGGACAUCCUCGAGCAAAUCAUCAACCAUCUCGACCUGCGCUCGAUCAGCCGACUCUCUCGUGCAUCUCACUCACUACUCAGUUUAACUCGCUCGGACUCACUCUGGAGAAGAAUCGCUAAGGCUCUGAUCGGACCAUGGAUCCAUCGAUCACUGCUUUCAACCAAUCUCAACUCCCGCUCUGAACUCACUCACCAUGUCCAACAAAAACACUCCGAUUGGACCCUCGACCCUAACUGUUUCCCUCUCUCCCAAUUCUCUCGUUCGACUCCCUCUCACCAAAGUCAGGAGCUCUUGAUCACCUCCUGGUAUCAAUUCUCCGCCCGCUUCCUGAUCCCCCAUUUUCAUUUUCUGGGCUGGCAUGUUUCGAACAUCGUUCCGCAUGGUCAGCUCAUCCUAGUCACCUAUGAUACGUCGUCCGGUCGAUUGCUAGCAGAAGAGAUCAAGUGUCAGAACCUCUACAGUACUCCGCCGGACUCAUUUUUCAUCCCCCCAUUCAGUCUAGGUCGUUCAGAAGCAAACUCCCAAUCUUCUACUCAGCACACCCAAGCACCGGUCUGGCCAUCAUGGCUACCUUUGAGCCAGAUCCGCUUGGACUCAAAUCGGGUCCAAUAUAGUCUUGCGCCUGGGAUUGACUCUCCAAGCUCAAGAUACACCUUCGACAUCUUUGCUCCAGCCUACGCCUCUUCCCCACUAUUCUCGAUCUUCCCCUUCGAACCUCACUACCGCUUGGCGUGUGUACCCAGCUCAUAUCAACAGAUCACUAUCCAAAAACCCAAGCUGAUCGUCAAACCCUGGAGCACAUUAAUAACCAAAGAGUCGCUCACUCCGCUCUGUAAUCCUGCCCAAGUCAUCGCCCGUCGAUCGAACAUCCUCUCCCGCGAUAUUCUGGACCAAGAGGAUCUGACCGACCUGCUCAGUAAUCCGGGAAUCGGCGUCAACGAAUUUCAUUCCCUCACUCUUGCCUCCUCCCCUGAGGGUCCAGCCUCCAGAGUAGACACCCCAGUCAGUGAAGACCAUGCCCGAAUCCGUUACCAAGGGGGCCCUCGUCAACAGCAAGUUCGGACCUCCAACAUCUUACUAGGGGGACGAACGUAUACGACCAAUGGGGCGGGACUUCUUCGACCAGUCGUCCACUUCCCGAUCUGGUCAAUCGAAUAUUAUCCGCUCAACGGUCCCACACCGUAUCCUCCGCCUCCUCUCCCUCCUCUUCAUCGUCAUUACCAGUCAGAAAAAUCACUUGAAGGUCUCUGGGUGGGCUGUUAUGGUAGUCAUGGGACCGAAUUCGGUCGAAUCAUCGUCGACUCCUUUCAGAUCUCGUUUGUCAAACUUACCGGUGAUCCUAAUAUCCCCGCCGGUCAAGUUAGUUGGAAAGUUAAAUACGACCCCCUCGUCCCUCUGAAUCCUAUCCCAAUCUCGGAGGCUAUCUCUAUCGAUCUUGGGGCUAGUUUGGCCGAUGGUGGCUGGCUCAGAGGUCAUGGACAAGUGGCUAAUACGAAUUACGAAGAACCCGGAUGGAUUAAUACUGAAGUCCAAUUUAUUUCUAAUGAUAUGUCGUCCGAUUCUCAUACUCUUUCGUCCGAUUCUCAUCAAGUAUUACUAAAGGAGGAGGUCCAACAGAUUAGAGUCAAGUGGAUCGAACUCGGUCGGGUCUCAACUUUCUUCAAGGUCUCGUUUUCUUGAAUCCCAUCGUCUUCUUCUCCUUACCCUCACUCUCAAUUUCUUCAUCUCUUUGAGUCACCCCCCCCCCUCCCUCUCCCUUUUUUUGAAACUUGCACACUGUCAAUUAGCUUCGUUUAUCUCUUCGUUUUUGUUCAAGUCGAUUAAAGAAAAGAUCAACUCAAUCAUCUGAUCUAAAAUGUAACCAUAACAAUACUUCGAAUUUCUUUGUUUUAAUUAUAGAUAUAAACACAUUGUUCUUCUGGUUUGCUCAUUUAUUCUUUAUAUAGGUGUGUACGUGUAUAUUCAUUGUGGGUUAUUGUGGAUACUUAACAAGCUCUUUUCAAAUAUAUGUGUGUAAACAAGUCAAUCUCUUUCCUCCUCUGCACCAUCCUUCUUUCUUCUCUCCCAUUUUUUUACAAGAUCUAACUAACAGCAAUCAAAAAAAGUAGUUUUUUUUUCUCAAACUUUCUCAAGACUGAUAAAUAGCCAAGACAAAUUGCAAUUAAAAUGUGAA
Puccinia graminis f. sp. tritici CRL 75-36-700-3 is the source of this 2285-nucleotide messenger RNA. RefSeq lists its product as uncharacterized. The record is from RefSeq and is a predicted model, not a curated record. Gene Ontology annotation, molecular function: protein binding. The transcript is spliced from 3 exons. The coding region runs from base 44 to 1792 and encodes 582 amino acids. Gene Ontology annotation, cellular component: SCF ubiquitin ligase complex. Lineage: Eukaryota; Fungi; Basidiomycota; Pucciniomycetes; Pucciniales; Pucciniaceae. Gene Ontology annotation, biological process: SCF-dependent proteasomal ubiquitin-dependent protein catabolic process.